AUGGCAAACCAAAAAGUCACUGGUGAUACACAGGCCGGAGGCGAUACCGUGAGUGUGUCAGUGCAUGACCGAGGCAAAACCGCAGAAGCAGGGCAACAACAAGCUGCAGAGGAGCAAGUGGCAGGAACGGAUUCGUGCAAAACAGGAGUUGUGACAGAGAUACAGCCAGGGAGAAGACCUGGAAGGAGACCAGGGGGUGGAACAUCCCAACGCACACUUCUUCCCCUUCGCCAUGUCUCUCACCUUUCCAACUCCAUAUCCUGCUGGUACUGUGACUUCAAGUCGUCAGUCUUUAACGAACCUCUCUUCCGUUUCGGACGGAAAUAUUCCAGGUCUACCCGGAACUGUUUUCUGUACCCCCCCACGUGUUGCAAAGUUUUAACAGAAAAAUUCGAACCUAGGUUCACUUACUUUUAUCAAUUUUACUACUGUUCUUGUAUAGGAAUUUCAGUUGUUUUUGGAGGGAAACCGAAUUGGGAAUAUUAUCAUGGAUGCUUCAAGUACGAUGCUGAAGAUGAUAGUCAAGAUUCAAUCAAACUUGACAUAAUGGAUGAAAUGAAUUUUACCCGUUGGAAGGAGAAGAUGAAGUUUCUCUUGACUGUUGCAAAAGUAUAUUAUGUUUUGGAGACACCACAAACUGCUGUACUGAAUCAAGAGGAGCAAAGGCAACGUGAAAAUGAUGACAUGUUAUGGCACGUGAAGAAAUUCUACAAGAAUUCUAAGAAGAAAGUUGAUCAAGGAAACAAGAAGAAUGGAAGUGGAGAUGCAAACAUAGUUGAAUUGUCAGAACCUAUGACUGAAAUCACUGCUAUGGACUACAAGGAAUCACAAGAAGGACAUGAAGUGAUGAUGGGCAAUAAUCAUACUUCAAAAGUCCUUGGCACGGGUUCUAUUGAAUUAGCUUUCACUUCUGGGAAAAAAGUUAUACUCAAAGAUGUUCUUCAUGUUCCUACUAUUAGGAAGAAUUUGGUUUUUGGCUAUAAGUUGUGUAAAUUUGGUACAAGAGCUGUGAUAGAAUCUGAUAAAGUGAUUCUAUCUAAAGCUGAAGAUGCACCAAAAACUUAUCGGGAAGCUAUGACUUCUAGAAAUGCUGCAUGUUGGAAGGAGGCAAUCGAUGACGAGAUGGAUUUUCUUAUAUCCAAUAAUACUUGGGAAAUCUCAGAUUUACCUCCCGGUUCUAAGGCAAUUGGGUGCAAGUGGGUAUCUAGAGUUAAGUUAAAUAUUGAUGGCUCUGUUCAAACCUUCAAGGCUAGACUAGUAAUACAAGGUUUUAGUCAAAGACAAGGAGUAGAUUACUUUGAUACAUAUGCCCCAGUAGCUAGAAUUACUUCUACUAGAAUACUCUUUGCCUUAGCUUCUAUUCAUAAAUUACCUAUACGUCAAAUGGAUGUAAAAACAACUUUUUUGAAUGGGGAAUUAGAUGAAGAAGUUUACAUGAAACAACCCGAGGGAUUUAUAUUGCCCAGAAAUGAAAAUAGAGAGUUCGUGGUAAGAAAUCACAUUGUUACCAAAUGUUCCUUCCCUACCAGAAAUAUGAUGCUUUGCUUUUAUUUUACUGUUCAUCAGAUUAUCUUAUUGGAAUCAGCUAGGGCUUUGAAUCUGUAUGAUGGGAUCCCAUGGCUUCACAGUGUUCAAGAUGGAUCUAUCUUGGAAUUAUACUCUCCGGUUUUUAAAUAUAGCAUAUCAGUCGCUGAUGUUGGAUAUAUGUGUAUAUCUUCUAUCAUAUCUGUAUCGGUACAUGAACUUGGGCACGCCCUUGCUGCUACAAGCGAGGGCAUACAAAUUGAGUACACUGCCCUGUUUUUGGCAGUUAUAGUUCCAGGUGCUCUGGUGGCUUUUAAUAAUGAGAUGCUGCAAAUGAUGCCAUGCGUAGCUACACUUAGAAUAUACUGUGCUGGAGUCUGGCAUAAUGCAGCAUUAUGUGUGGUUUGUGCAUUGGCCGUGUUCUUGUUACCGCUGAUAUUAUGUCCACUUUACUCACAUGGUGAAAGCCUCAUGGUACUUGAACAUGGAUACUUGCUUGAAGGCUCUGCAUUUUUUUUAUUGACACAGGAUGAAUCUUGCUCAACUCCAAUCCAUAUGCCAGGUCUAGCAUGGGCUGAAAUCACAUUUUCAAGACCUUACUCUCCUGAAUGUCAGCGAGUUGGAAAUAAGAUGCACUCAAGUUAUAAUAAUUCUGGCUCUGGAGAAAAUAGCUGUAGUGGGACUUUUGUUUUCAUAGGUGACAUGAUGUCGAUGGCACGUUCCAUUUGGUUAACAGAAUAUCAAUCUCGUUGGUUGUAUGGUGUUGCAUAUAUUCCAGCUGUAGUGGAGAAGAUGUUGGUAAACACCUUUCAUGUCUCGUUGAUGCUAGUUGUUCUCAACAGCUUACCGGUGUACCAUCUUGAUGGGGAAUCCAUUCUAGAGGUGGCUCUUUGCUGCUUCGGUUCCUUGACCCCGACCUUACGAAAACUGGUUCUUCAAUCAUCUUUACUAGCAGGAACACUUAUUUCUUGUAUUUUCAUUUUCAGGAUCUUAUGCUUGUUAUUUCGUAAACAUCUUGUUAGUAGCGCCUUGUUUUUUAUACGUGAGCCUGGCACUUGUCCUACAUAUACGACAUUUUCUUCUGUUAUUUCAAAGUUUUAUAGAAGACACACGAUUGUAUGUAUUUUUUUAGUUUUGUUUUUUAUCAAUCUCCAAUAA
Cynara cardunculus var. scolymus (artichoke) is the source of this 2682-nucleotide messenger RNA. RefSeq lists its product as uncharacterized. NCBI's taxonomy places the organism in Eukaryota, Viridiplantae, Streptophyta, Magnoliopsida, Asterales, Asteraceae. The transcript is spliced from 16 exons. The coding region runs from base 1 to 2682 and encodes 893 amino acids. The record is from RefSeq and is a predicted model, not a curated record. Gene Ontology annotation, biological process: regulation of response to endoplasmic reticulum stress; membrane protein intracellular domain proteolysis. Gene Ontology annotation, molecular function: metalloendopeptidase activity. Gene Ontology annotation, cellular component: cytoplasm; membrane.